Molecule: messenger RNA, 948 nt
Organism: Seminavis robusta
Lineage: Eukaryota; Bacillariophyta; Bacillariophyceae; Naviculales; Naviculaceae
Source: the annotation of a GenBank genome assembly
AUGAAAGCCGUUGUCGAGAAAAGCCACGAUCUUUCCAAGCAGCAACCCUUUGAUUUUGAGUUGGUCUCGGAUUUCCCCAAACCAUCUCCCAAGGAAGGAGAAAUCUUGAUUCAAACCAAGGCGGCCGCCACCAAUCCCGUUGAUGUCGUACGCCGCUAUAUGGGCAUUGCCGAACCAACAUUUCCGGUCGUGGUCGGAUAUGAUGUGGCCGGAAUCGUGGUCGAACUGGGUGCUGGAGUGACCGAGUUCCAAGUGGGCAAUCGCGUCUUUGGGGAUGUCAUGGCCCAGAGUACCGGCCCCAAAGUGACGGGCUCCAUGGCCGAAUUUGUGGUGGCUCCCGCCAACAUCAUGGCCCGGCUUCCCGACAAUGUAUCCUUUGAAGAGGGAGCUGCCACACCCGUGGCUGCCAUGACGGCGUUUCAUUUGUUUCAAGAAACUGGGUUGAAGGAGGGAGACAAGGUGUUUAUCAGUGGUGGAGCCGGUGGGGUCGGCAUCCAUGCCCUGCAAUUGGCCAAGAAUCACUUUGGAGCGGCAGCAGUGGCCACGACGGCUUCGGCGGGAACCAAGGCGGAAUUUUGCAAAAAGACGGGUGGUGCCCAUCAAGUGGUCGAUUACAAAUCACAAAAUGCCGGAGAAGUGUUAAAGGGAUGGGCCGAUGUUGUCAUGGACUGCACAAAAGAGCUAGAGAUGGGACGCAAAAUCCUCAAAGAAGGACAAGAUUCCAGCAAAAUUAGGACCAUUGCCGAGGCAGGCAAGCCCGAACUGGCGGCAUUCCUCGAGUUGAUCCCCACCAAGGAGCGUAUCAAUGCCAUUGCCGAAAACUUGGCAUCUGGAAAGCUCAAGCCUGUCAUUGACAAGGUGUUCCCCUUUGAGGAAGCCAUCAAGGCGUAUGAAUAUCAAGCAGGUGGACGUGCCAUGGGUAAAAUCAUUGUCAAGAUAGCAGACUAA